Galeopterus variegatus (Sunda flying lemur) is the source of this 849-nucleotide messenger RNA. RefSeq names its product olfactory receptor 481. Bases 1 to 849 code for a protein of 282 amino acids. Gene Ontology annotation, biological process: sensory perception of smell; G protein-coupled receptor signaling pathway. Gene Ontology annotation, molecular function: odorant binding; olfactory receptor activity; G protein-coupled receptor activity. The record is from RefSeq and is a predicted model, not a curated record. NCBI's taxonomy places the organism in Eukaryota, Metazoa, Chordata, Mammalia, Dermoptera, Cynocephalidae. The transcript has a single exon. Gene Ontology annotation, cellular component: membrane.
AUGGAGACUGGAAACCGCACAAUGGUGACAGAGUUUAUUAUUUUGGGGUUAACAAAGGAUCCAACACUAUGUUUCAUCUUCGUUGUGGUUUUUCUGGGAAUCUAUGUUGGUACCAUGUUGGGCAAUAUCAGCAUAAUCAUGUUAAUCCGAAGUUGCCCUCAGCUUCACACCCCAAUGUACCUCUUCCUCAGCCAUUUGGCCUUUGUGGACAUUGGGUAUUCCACGUCAGUCACACCUGUCAUGAUUGUGACUUUCCUAAGAGAGAGAACUACUAUCCCUGUGGCUGGCUGCAUAGCCCAGCUUGGCUCUGAUGUCAUCUUUGGGACUGCUGAGUGCUUCCUGCUGGCUGCCAUGGCCUAUGAUCGCUAUGUGGCUAUCUGCUCCCCACUUCUUUACUCCACACACAUGUCUCCCAGGGUCUGCGUCCUCCUAUUGGUUGCUUCCUAUGUGGGUGGAUGUGUGAAUGCUUCAUCGUGUACUGGCUGUUUAUUGAGCCUGAAUUUCUGUGGACCAAAUAAAGUCAACCAUUUCUUCUGUGACCUCCCACCACUAGUGAAGCUUUCCUGUACCCAUAUCUACAUGGCUGAAAUCUCUCCUGCCAUCUCAGCUGGGUCAAUCAUUGUAGUCACACUGUUUAUCAUAGUUGUUUCAUACCUGUACAUCCUCCACUCGAUCCUGAACAUGCGCUCUACAGAGGGAAGGCACAAGGCCUUCUCUACUUGCACAUCCCACCUCACUGCGGUCACGUUGUUUUAUGGGACAGUUACAUUUGUUUAUGUUAUACCAGAGUCAAUCCACUCACCUGACCAUAUUAAAGUGAAAGCUCACUUCUGCCUUCUGAACAUUUAA